Nothobranchius furzeri (turquoise killifish) is the source of this 1710-nucleotide messenger RNA. RefSeq names its product G patch domain and KOW motifs (gene gpkow). Lineage: Eukaryota; Metazoa; Chordata; Actinopteri; Cyprinodontiformes; Nothobranchiidae. The record is from RefSeq and is a predicted model, not a curated record. Gene Ontology annotation, cellular component: spliceosomal complex. Gene Ontology annotation, biological process: mRNA splicing, via spliceosome. Gene Ontology annotation, molecular function: nucleic acid binding.
UAAAGAACUCUUAUUAUGAGGCAUGAUGGGAUCUGUAGUCAAUUGCAGCCUAGAGUGGUUAUCGGGCUCGUUAACGCAACCCCAUCUCCCAGAAUGCACUGCGCCCUCAUCGUUCUUCUUCCACAAACAAUCAUGGCGUCGCACGGAGACGGUUCAGGUGCCGCCGAGAACCAAGGAGAUAAAAAGGCAGCGGCGGUAUCGUUUGGUUUCACAAAAACUGUCAGCAAAUUUAAACCCGCAGCCGGCGGCAUUCCAGCCAAGACCGACGAGAAGGAUUACCUGACUGGAAUCGACCGAAAUGAGUUACAGAGUUCAAAGCCAACCGAGAAGCCCAAAGAGCUCAUCAUCCCAUUGAUCCAGAAGAACCGCUGGCACAAACCGGACCGAGCGGACCCGAGUGGAGGCUCAGCGCGCGGCUCGGUCCAAGACAAAGACUCGGUGGAGUCUCAAGCUGUCAAAGAACUCAUUGAAGAUUCACGGAGGCAGCUGGAGCAAUGGCAGAAUGCAGCAGAGUCGAACAGAAGCCUGGACCUCUCCAUCCCUCUGUUGAUGCAGAACAAAGUCCCUGAGGGUUUUGAGGAUGGAGACCAUGUAAAGGUGGACCUGCGGCCUGAAUCUUCGACAGAGGCAGAUUACGAGAGCGUUCCUGUUGAAGCUUACGGACUCGCCAUGCUUAAAGGGAUGGGCUGGAAGAAAGGAGAAGGCAUCGGACGAACCUUUAAACAAGACGUGAAGCCAAUCGAACACCAGCUCCGUCCAAAGGGCCUCGGCCUGGGAGCAGAUCGCUCAGCGAUAAAGGAUCUGGAGCCCAGCAGACAUCAGCGUCCCCCAAAGCCCGGCGAGGAGCGGGGGAAGGAGGAGGAGCUGCUGAUGGGUCCUGGGGGCUGUGUGCUGGUGGAGUCGGGGGCACAUAGGGAUCUUUAUGGGAAGAUCGAAGGUGUGGAUGCAGACAACGCUCGGGUGGUGGUGAAGCUUGCUAUCGGCGGCAAGGCGGUGACGGUCAGCCAGUACGGCGUCAGACUAGUGGGGAGGAAAGAAUAUGACAAGUACAGCAAAGACCUCAGUCGGCUCAGUAAAGCACACAAAGACAAGGAAAAGGAGCGAGAACGACGGGGUCGGGAGGAGAAAAGCAUCGGCAGCAGCGACAAAGCUAAACAUAAAUCAUCUGAAAGAGAUGGAGGGAAAGACGAGAGGAAGAGGAAGCACAGAGAGGACGGAGACAAGCCUCCAGUAAAAGAAGCAAAGAAACCUGCAGCGCCCCCCUCCUGGCUCCAGAGAGACAUCAAAGUCCGCUUCAUAGACAAAGCUUUCAAGGGGGGCAGAUACUACAACUCAAAGAUGCGAGUGGAGGACGUCCUGACGCCGUUUACCUGCGUUUGUCGAACUGAAGAGGGAAGGGUGUUAGAUGAUGUGAAGCAGGACAUGCUGGAAACCAUCGUCCCUAAAGGCGAGUACGACUCUGUGAUGGUUGUGCUGGGGGAGAACAGGGGCCAGGUGGGCCGGAUUCUUCAGCGGGACAAGAACAAGUGCAGAGCCACGGUCCAGCUGGACAGAUGCGAGGAGGAGCUGUUCACGCUGGAUUACGACUGCAUUUGUCACUACGUAGGAGACCACUGAAGCCUGGUCCUUCGCCUCGUCUUAAGUGUUGCUUUUCUAAUGAUGGACAGUAUUUUAACACUUUGGAAUUUUUAAUAAAACCUUGGAAAAGUG